GGAUUUUGAAUAACCAAUCAGGAAUUGCCAUGCCAUCAAGCAUGCCCAUCCUUUCUGCCUUGGCGGCACCUGCGGCAAGGUUCUUGGCCAUCACAUGCCUUCUUUGCCUGUCCUCCUCCAUGGCACUUGCGUCCCUUGAUGCACGAAAUCCACCCUCUCGUCCCACUUCGUCGUUGACUGUGAACGACGCAUUAUCCUGUGCUUCGACAUUGGACUCGUCCAAGCUGAACGACAACUAUUGCGAUUGCACAGACGGUUCCGAUGACGAAUGGCUCACAGGGGCAUGUGGUGUGGGCGAUUUCACGUGCACAUUGUCGCAAGUUCGAAUCUCGUCGUCGUGGGUAUUCGACGGAGUGUGUGAUUGCUGCGACGGGUCUGACGAAGCGCCGACGACGUGUGUGAACCGAUGUGCGACUGUGGCCGCAACCUCCGAGGCGCGACUGAGAGCCGUGCUGCAGGACGCAGUCAAAGGUCUACAAGCCAAGGAAUCGUACGUUGAUCAUGGCGCAGCGUCGUCGAGAGUUAGCUCGUGGAAGGCUUCGCUGGCGGAAGCGGUAGAUCACUGGGAGGAUGCUGUGGAAGCGGCAGAAGACCAGUUGGACGCCUUGACCCACCGUUUCGAUUCUAAUCCGAGCUUGACCCCCACGGAUCAAGACCAUCGACUGUACCAGCAACUCCACGGCCACGUUGAGCACGCCAAGUCGCAAUUGCACGUGUAUACCACACUGGCGACAGCGUCGUUUGGAGCUGACGACGAGUUUGCAACCUUGUUGGGCCAUUGUUUUGACUUUGAAGUGAACGAAAAGGAGCUCAAGGGCGGCACGUCCAACACGAUUGCCAGGACGUACGUGAUGGUGUAUUGCCCGUUUGUGAAUGUCACGCAAACCGAGCCAGGGUACCACGCUUGGCGGCUGGCGCAGAAACAAGCGCAGGUCGGGGACAAGUACACCGUUCAAGACGACGCCAAAGUGCCAGACAUCCAACGGCCCAUCCUGCUUGGCCUGUGGCACACAUGGCUACCACAACCAAAAGAUGACAACGUGGCCAUUCUGUUCCCUGCACCAUUGUACGUCCAAGGUGUUCCGCACGAAGCUGAAACCCGCGUGACCUCGGAUAUGCGUCCGCCACACCAACUAUAUGGCCAAGGCGAAGUUUGCGGUGGACGCGACGACCCCCGCCGGCGAUCGCGCCGCGUGACCGUAGAAAUGCACUGCGCAUCCCACAACCACAUCAAGUUCGUGGAAGAGCGAGCCUGGUGCGACUACGUGCUCGGGUUUGGCACGCCCGCAGCCUGCACGGACGCAUACAUCGCGCACCUCGAGAACGCCUUCAAAUCGGCCGCGCCUCAUGACGAGCUAUAAUAUAUAAUACACCAGUACUUCGAAGUGUGAUA
This is a messenger RNA of Aphanomyces astaci, 1393 nucleotides long. RefSeq lists its product as hypothetical. Gene Ontology annotation, molecular function: protein binding. The record is from RefSeq and is a predicted model, not a curated record. Gene Ontology annotation, cellular component: glucosidase II complex. Lineage: Eukaryota; Oomycota; Saprolegniomycetes; Saprolegniales; Verrucalvaceae. Bases 30 to 1361 code for a protein of 443 amino acids. The transcript has 2 exons. Gene Ontology annotation, biological process: N-glycan processing.